This is a messenger RNA of Coregonus clupeaformis (lake whitefish), 3378 nucleotides long. RefSeq names its product SWI/SNF complex subunit SMARCC1. The coding region runs from base 122 to 3076 and encodes 984 amino acids. The transcript has 26 exons. The record is from RefSeq and is a predicted model, not a curated record. Gene Ontology annotation, molecular function: histone binding; nucleosomal DNA binding. Lineage: Eukaryota; Metazoa; Chordata; Actinopteri; Salmoniformes; Salmonidae. Gene Ontology annotation, biological process: positive regulation of DNA-templated transcription. Gene Ontology annotation, cellular component: npBAF complex; SWI/SNF complex; nBAF complex.
AAAAUUCUCCCGUUCUAUCGCGUGUUUUGGGAAGUUGCACAUAGCGUGUGGGCGAGGCUGUCUUGCAGCGGUAACAGCAAUUAAGCGGGCUAGUUUUCCACCCGUUAUUAUCGGCGUUAUAAUGGCGACAGCGUCUGGAGGACCGAAUCUUGUGGCUCCUGGGACCAGCCAGAGUCCACGCACCACCACAGCACAGCGAAAGAAAAACGGAAAUCUGUCCGCGAGGUUUUGGGAGAGCCCCGAUACCCUGGCUCAGCUCGAGACUGUCCGACAGUGGAUCGGGAAGCACUACAAAAAGUAUGUGCAGGCAGACUCUCCAUCCUGCCCGGCUCUAGUAUCCCUCACACUGCAGCUGCUACAGUUCCAGGAAGAGGUCCUUGGCAGAAGUGCAGACAAACCCACACUCACCAAGCUACCUUCUCAGUGCUUCCUGGACCUGCUGCCUGGAGGCGGGCUUUGCCACAUCCUUGGCUCCGCCUACAAGUUCAAGAUGGAUCAGGGCUGGAGAAGGUUUGACCUACAGAACUCCUCUAGGACGGACCAUAACUUAGAGAUGUUUACUACCCUGGAGAAGAACCUGGUCCAGAAUAGCUGUCUUUCGAGGCCCGUGGUGUAUGUGGACCAGGAGGUGGAUCAGAACCUGAACAGCAGACUGGCUGACAUCAUCACCAAACACCAGGGUUCGUUGACUGAGGACAGAACCCAGGCCUCUCACCACAUCUACCCCCGUCCAGCCGUUACAGAUCACGAUGAGUGGGUGCGUCCCAUCAUGCGGAAAAACAAGCAUGUGUUGGUGCACUGGGGAAGGCACCCUGACAGCUACGAUAGCUGGCUGUCCUCUAGUGAUGUAGAGGGAGAGGUGGAGGAACCACCACACACACACAGACCUUGGAGGGUGCAUGCAGGCUGGGUGUUGGAUACGGAGGUGUAUAAUGAAUGGAUGAAUGAAGAAGACUACUUGGUAAAUGACAGAAACGUUCCUCUCAUCCUCCGCCGGAGAGUCCACCUCACAGACCAACAGGACCUUAAGUUUACUCCAGUGAAGAAGAGAAUACGCUCCCCCUCUCCUCCCUCUUCCGACGGCAGAAAGAAAGGAGGAAAGAAGAGUGGUGGGUCUAAGAGGCGUGGCCCAAAGGAGGAAGAGGAGGUGGUAGAGGAGGAUCUGACUAAAGAUAUGGAGGAUCCAACACCUGUCCCUAAUAUGGAGGAAAUUGUACUGCCUAAGAAUGUAAACCCGAAGAAGGACAGUGAGAACACUCCUGUCAAAGGAGGGGUGAUGACUGACCUGGAUGAAAUCGAGGAUGACUCUUUGCUUCCUGGAGGAAGGGAGGAUGAUGAGGAGGGCAGAGAAGGGCUGCGUCUAUCAGACGGAGAAGACAACAUCACAGAACAAACACACCACAUUAUCGUCCCCUCCUACACUGCCUGGUUCAACUAUAACUGUAUUCACCAGAUCGAGAAACGAGCGCUACCGGAGUACUUUAACGGAAAGAACAAGUCCAAAUCUCCAGAGAUAUACCUGGCGUACCGUAACUUCAUGAUCGAUUCGUACCGGCUGAACCCCCAGGAGUACCUCAGCUCCACCUCCUGCAGAAGGAACCUGACGGGAGACGUCUGCGCCGUCAUGAGGGUCCAUGCGUUGUUGGAGCAGUGGGGGUUAGUGAACUACCAGGUGGAUGCAGAGAUCAGACCUCUCCCUAUGGGACCCCCUCCCACCCCUCACUUCAACACACUGGCUGAUACACCCUCAGGACUGGCCCCGCUACAGCACAGACCACUACAGGUGUCCUACUCCCAGCAGAUGUUGUUCUUCCCAGAGAGGAGUGUAGAGAAGCCCUCAGACUCUCAGAACUUUGGCCUCAGAACAGACCUGUACACCAGGAAACACCCAAAGAGUAAAGGAACCAGUUCAGGGAGGGAUUGGACAGAACAGGAGACCCUCCUACUGUUGGAGGCAUUAGAGGUGUAUAGAGAUGACUGGAACAAGGUGUCCGAACACGUAGGGUCUCGUACCCAGGAUGAGUGCAUCCUUCACUUCCUGCGUCUGCCAAUAGAAGACCCCUAUCUGGAGGACUCUGCCUCCUCACUCGGCCCAUUGGCCUACCAGCCCGUUCCCUUCAGCCAGUCAGAGAACCCAGUGAUGAGCACUGUGGCGUUCUUAGCAUCCGUGGUCGAUCCCAGAGUCGCCGCUGCCGCCGCCAAGGCUGCCCUAGAGGAGUUUUGUCGUGUCCGUGAGGAGGCUGACAAGGUUCUGGAGUUCCCUGCCCUCAAGGAGGCUGAGAAGACAGGCUACCUCUCUCUCGCUCUCUCUCCUGUAGACGUGAUGGAUGGUGAGAAUAUGGAGUCGGACUCUGACUCCCAGCAGCAUCUGCAGGCGGAUGGACAGAAGGUUCCAGAGCCCAGCAGAGGAGAGAGAGCAGAAGGAGAGCGAGUGAAGAGAGAGAACACUGAAACGACUGUCACAGAGGAGAGAGACGGAGAGAGAGGAGAGGAGAACAAGACAGACCAAGGGGAGGAGGAGGAGCUUGUGGGGGGAGGGAGGGAUGAAGGGAGGAGACGGGCAGAGCUGGAGUUUGUAGACGGGACCGUUGUCAAGGCAGCAGCUGCUGCUCUGGCCUCCGCCGCUACUAAGGCCAAGCACCUGUCAGCGGUAGAGGAGAGGAAGAUCAAGUCUCUGGUGGCUCUGCUGGUGGAGACUCAGAUGAAGAAGCUGGAGAUCAAACUGAGACAUUUUGAGGAGCUGGAGACUAUCAUGGACCGAGAGAAAGAGGCGUUGGAGCAGCAGCGUCAGCAGCUGUUGUCAGAGCGACAGAGUUUCCACUCCGAGCAGCUGAAACACGCAGAGAUGAGGAUUCUACAGCAGAGAGAGCAGCAAUCACCAUACGCUCUACAACAGCACACAGGCCAGUCCAUGCCCGGCCGGAUUAUGCCUACUGAAGGGAACUCUCUCACCAUGGCCCCCCGACACCCUGGAGCUUCCAAUGGCAUGUACCCACCUGCGCAGCCUGAUGGGAUAGCUCCGGCCCAGCCUGGUCCUCCAACCACGGCCAUACACAGCCGGGGAGCCGACACAUGAGAGACACACACCUUGACCCCAGUCACACACAUUCCAGUUCUCUGAAGAAUACACACGGUACAUAUUUUGAGUACUUUAAUUUAGAUCCACAGUAAGAUAUUAUGUCAAGGUCAUACAGAUGCCUGGACAGGUAGUCAUGGAAACGUAUGUCAUCUUCACAUCUGAAAGGUCCUCAUGUGUGACUGUUUACUGUCAUUUUGAUGGUAUUUAAUCAUUGUCUCACACACACACAUGCUGUACCCUUUACUGACCAGUGCAGAAGAGUAAACUCAAAUCAUUAAAAGUGUUUUCUAUGAAACGAU